Pygocentrus nattereri (red-bellied piranha) is the source of this 831-nucleotide messenger RNA. It is a transcript of the gene crha, whose product is annotated as corticoliberin-1. The record is from RefSeq and is a predicted model, not a curated record. Bases 183 to 647 code for a protein of 154 amino acids. The transcript has 2 exons. Gene Ontology annotation, molecular function: hormone activity. Lineage: Eukaryota; Metazoa; Chordata; Actinopteri; Characiformes; Serrasalmidae. Gene Ontology annotation, cellular component: extracellular region.
UGCCGGAGCGCAUGCGCACAGAGCUGCGCUCAUCUUGGAUAUAAAUCCGAGCUGCGCUCGCGCUCUAAGCAACCUUUUUUUUGCUCCAGACUCAGCGCGCGGCGGGAGGCGGAUUUGGCAAAACCCAGCAGCUGUUCAGGAUUCGAGAAAACCUAUUUGCAGAUAGCCGCGGAUCCUCCUAAAUGAAGCUGCACGUGCUGCUCGCGGCGGGGGCUCUGUUGGGAGGCUUUCUGCCGCGUGACGAAUGCAAAGCAAUAGACACGAGCGGCGGUUUUUCUACGUUACCGGAACUGCAGCCGCCGGUUCUGCCGAUUCUCAUGCGCGUGGGAGAGGAGUACUUCAUCAGGCUGGACGGCCCACAACGGAGCGCGCGGCUUUCACCGCAAAGCAGCUCGCCACGCGCGAGCGCCGGAAAGCGCGCGCUCCAGCUGCAGCUCACGCGGGGGCUGCUGCGAGGGCGGGUCGCUGAGGUAGGAAAAGCGUUAACGGACAGCGCGACCGAACGCGAGCGUCGCUCCGACGAAGCACCCAUCUCACUGGACCUGACGUUUCACCUGCUGCGCGAGGUGCUGCAGAUGGCGCGAGCCGAGCGGUUAGCGCAGCAGGCGAACAACAACCGCAAAAUUAUGGACAUCUUUGGCAAAUAGAAGCUACACAUUCCCCUCAAAACUUUUCCACCACACUGCUACUGAUCUGUGGAAGCACGUAACUUAUUUUCAUACGUAGCAUUAGGCCACAUUUAGUCACGUGUGUUUGGUGACAGUGAUUACAGUACAGUGAGAUGUUUAUUUGUCAAGAAAAAGUUGUUAAAUAAACAGUUUUUAAAAAGUA